AUGCAUAUGUGGAACUUUAUCGCCUUUACUCUGCUUUGCAGUGUGCAGAGCCUCUCGGGCUGCCUGUGGAUUCAGCACGGAUUCAGGCACGCGAGCAGAGAGUCGCUGUCGCUGCUCGAUCAGAUGGGUGGAGAUUUUACAGAGGAUCGUGUGCCUGUCCCGUUCCCAAACCGCCUCUACAGAAGCGUCAGCAAGGCGCAGGUUGAGGAUAAACUCACGUUCCUAUCUGAGACCUUCGAUCAGAUCAUUCAGUUAUUCAACGGGAAGCUGGAUGCCGUGGCAUGGAACAAACAGAAACUGGACCAUUUUCUGGCCGUCCUUGAUCGCCAGUCUCGCGAACUUAAGAAAUGUGUUCCUUCCUCGAGGAAAUACAAACAGAGUCUUACUCGAUACUUCAGGAAGCUGAAGAAGGACGUGUUGAAACAGAGGAAUUUCGACUCAUCUUCCUGGGAGCUCGUCCGAAAAGAAGUGCGGCGUCACCUCCUGAGGCUGGAUCUCAUGUCAGCUACUGGCAAGACCGAGAUGAAAUAAUGCAAGCACGAUUCUC
Molecule: messenger RNA, 547 nt
Organism: Megalops cyprinoides (Indo-Pacific tarpon)
Lineage: Eukaryota; Metazoa; Chordata; Actinopteri; Elopiformes; Megalopidae
Gene: ifnphi1
Product: interferon phi 1
Exons: 5
Coding region: 1-531 (176 amino acids)
Biological process (GO): defense response
Cellular component (GO): extracellular region
Molecular function (GO): cytokine receptor binding
Source: RefSeq, a predicted model, not a curated record